AUGGAUCCCUCGAGGGAGGCCGGGCCCCGUUCAGCGAGCGUCUGCCGCGUGGAGGUGUCGGGCGGCGAGGAGAUUUCGACCAGCCUGGUGGUGCCGCUGAGCAAGAGGGCCGUCUUUUCGCGCGUGGUCCUGAGCUACGCCGCCGUGGCCGCCGCCGCGGUCGCCUUAGUCCAGCUGGGCGGCGGCGCGGAAACGCGGGCGGCCCUUGGCCUGCUGGUGAUCGCCAUACCGCGCGUCUUCCUGGGUGGGGCCCUGCUUUUCGAGCAGGCGGCGCCGCUGGAGGUGGACGCAUGGGCAGGGCUGCGUGUGCGCCACACGGCCAUUUUGGGAGAGACCUUCUCGCCGUGGCGCCCCACGGUGGAGGUGGGCUGGGACGAGAUCGAGCGCUGGGAGUUGGUCCCGGCGACCCUGCCCCUGGGGAUCCCCUGCCCGUGGCCUGGGGAGGUCUUGAGGGUGACUCUCAAGCAGCCGCAGGCAUUCGUGGCGCAGCACGGGAGGAUGAGGUUUGGUUGGAAGGCGUUUCGGCACGGGACGCCGCUCGUCGUGUCGGACGCCGUGCUGCAGGGAAGCGUGCGGGAAAUUUCGGAAUUCAUGGCCAAGAUGGGGCCCGGGGACGGGGGCGCACAUGGCGGGCCUCGCGCCUUCCAGGUUGUGCCCCUGCCGGCCAUCCCCUUCGCGGUGGUGGUGCAGUGA
Messenger RNA from Ostreobium quekettii, 693 nucleotides. The record is from the annotation of a GenBank genome assembly. Lineage: Eukaryota; Viridiplantae; Chlorophyta; Ulvophyceae; Bryopsidales; Ostreobiaceae.